AUGAAUAACCCAAAGACCAACCAAAAGAUGAACUUAUCAAGGGGGUACCCCUUAACCGUCUGCGAUCAAUAUAAUAAAUUCAACCUAAUUGUGCCAACUUUGGAUGCGAAUAUCAUGCUUUGGUGUAUUGGACAACUUUCGCUGCUGAAUGACUCUAAUGGUUGUAAGCAUUUGUUUUGGCAACCGGAUGACAAGUCAAAUGUCCGAAUCUUACUAAAUAAUCAUGACUAUGGUCACUUGUUCAAAUACUUGCAGUCUCAAAGAAAAUGUUCAGUUUAUAUCGGAGAAGGAACACUUAAGAAAUACGGAUUGACUAUUUCUACAUACUUUGACAACUUUUUGGACAACAUGGAUUCCAAGGAGAAGGAAACCUUAUGUAGAGAAGCCACACACGAAGAUCUCGCUCCUCCAAAGGCUGCUCCCGAAAGGGAGAUAAACUCUAAUUCCACCACUAGUGUGGUUGUAUCAAGAAAAUGCUUGGAUAACUUCACGAAACAGCUUUUCAAGUUGGAAAAAUCCCUAAAUAAAUUGGAACUCGAGCAAAAGGUCACAAAGAAAGAACCUGACCACAGAAUAAGCGGUGCGAUUGACAUACCAGAAGAUAGACCGGAACUAGUGAACUUCUUCAAAGAGUUGAAGACAGUCGAACAACUUGAGGACGUCUUCCAACGUUACCAUGACUACGAAAAGUUAUUGCAAAAAUGUGAUAGUAAGACAGAAAUCGUCGCUGACCUUUCAAAAAAAGAAGCUGAAAUAGAAUCAGAACACCCAAAUGGGCGCUCACUGCAAAUUACAAUGAAGCAUAACGACAAUUCAUUGUAUUUCCAAUUGUUCAACAACACAAACUCCGUUCUCGCAGGUAACUGCAAACUAAAAUUUACUGACGCUGAUAAUAAGCCAACCACAAGAAUUAUUGAAAUGGGCCCUCAUGAAAUAGGAAUAAAGGAGUACAAAGAAUUCCGAUACUUCCCAUACGCGUUUGAUUUAACAGCCGGUUCCACGAUUGAAAUUGAAAAUGAGUAUGGAGAGGUGAUCUUCUUGGGCAAACAUAGCUUCUAUUCAACAAUUAACUUAAGGCCACCUUCAAGAUUAUCUGCGGAAAGUUUACAGGCAUCCCAAGAGCCCUUUUGCUCCUUUCGGAUCGAUACGUUACCAGAACUAGAUGACUCCAGUAUUAUAAGUACAUCCAUCUCACUCUCUUAUGACGAUGACGACAACGAGAAAGCGUUGACUUGGGAAGAACUGUAA
Molecule: messenger RNA, 1248 nt
Organism: Saccharomyces paradoxus
Lineage: Eukaryota; Fungi; Ascomycota; Saccharomycetes; Saccharomycetales; Saccharomycetaceae
Gene: ATG19
Product: Atg19p
Exons: 1
Coding region: 1-1248 (415 amino acids)
Source: RefSeq, a predicted model, not a curated record